AUGCCUACGGAGAAUCUUAAUGUUUUAUUUGAGGGUGCUCGCAAUUUUCGUGUCAGAUUAAUACUUUCUGUAUUGUCAGGAAGACCAAUUAAAAUAACGAAGAUAAGAUCUAAUGAUGUGAAUCCAGGGUUGAAAGAUUAUGAGGUUUCUUUUUUGAGACUCUUGGAAGCCGUGACUAAUGGGAGCCAUAUAGAAAUAUCAUACACAGGUACAGCAAUUAGCUUUAGACCUGGAAUUAUUAUCGGAGGGGAGCUUACACAUAAUUGUCCUUGUUCUAAACCAGUUGGCUACUUUAUCGAGCCAAUGUUAUAUUUAGCGCCGUUUUCAAAGAAAAAAUUUUCAAUUGUAUUUAAAGGGACUACGGCUUCAGAUCAAACAAAAGAUUCUGGUGUGGACUCUAUAAAAUGGGGUCUACUUCCAUUAAUGGAAAAGUUUGGGGUGAGAGAUGUGUCAUUGCAUAUUAACAAAAGAGGCUCUCCACCAUUAGGUGGUGGGGAAGUUCAUCUCCUUUGCAAUUCAUUGAUUCAACAGCCAAUUACAAUCCAUGCAAUUGACUCACCCAAAUUUUCUGCAAUUAGAGGAAUUGCUUAUUGCACGCGAGUUUCCCCUUCGGUGGUCAAUAGAAUGAUUGACACGGCUAGAAAUAUACUUAAACCAAUUGGAGCAGAAGUUAAUAUAACCGCUGACGUGUUACGAGGAGAUAACUCAGGUAAGUCACCUGGAUUCGGCUUAAUGUUAGCCGCAGAGCUGAAAACUGGUUGGAGAAUUUUAACUGAUGGUGUGGGAUCAGCUGGGUCACUACCAGAAGAUUUGAGCGAAAGAGUAACUUAUGAGCUAUUGGAAGAACUUAGAACUAGCGCAUCUGUGAGCCAGAGCCAACUUUUGCUAUGCUUAGUUUAUAUGUCGAUUGGAAAAGAAGAUGUUGGCCGAAUUAAAUUACAUAAACAUCAAAUAGAUGAAAAAAUGAUUUGGAUUUUGCGUGAUAUUGAAAGCAUUUUGGGUACUCAUGUAUAUUUUAAUGAGAGUGAAGACGAAGACAAUUCCAAAGAGCAUGAUUAUGUGAUAGCUUCAAUCAAAGGUAUUGGGUUCACAAGCGCAUCGAAAAAGUUGGUAUAA
This is a messenger RNA of Priceomyces carsonii, 1116 nucleotides long. RefSeq names its product rRNA-processing endoribonuclease (gene RCL1). The record is from RefSeq and is a predicted model, not a curated record. Bases 1 to 1116 code for a protein of 371 amino acids. Gene Ontology annotation, biological process: ribosome biogenesis; endonucleolytic cleavage of tricistronic rRNA transcript (SSU-rRNA, 5.8S rRNA, LSU-rRNA). The transcript has a single exon. Gene Ontology annotation, molecular function: RNA endonuclease activity. NCBI's taxonomy places the organism in Eukaryota, Fungi, Ascomycota, Pichiomycetes, Serinales, Debaryomycetaceae. Gene Ontology annotation, cellular component: nucleolus.